AUGACUGCAGUGACGUCACUGUGUAGCAACUUACAGACAUGUUACAACUGUGGUGUGGAGUGUGGUGGCAUGGAAUUAACUGGUUUGAACCAGUCGGAAUGUAUAGCGUACUUAGAUCACACAUCAGUAUUUGUGGUGGAGUACCGUCCUUCUGUUACAAAGUGUGUGUUGGGCUCAUGCAACGGAAUCGAUUAUAAGAAUCCAAACUUUUACGAUGACGUCAGAGCAUUUAGAUACACGUGCACAACAGAGUGCCUGGACUUUUCACUUGAUGAGGACUCAAAUCGUUACAUUAGUAACACACCUACUAGCGAGAUAAGCACAACUAGAGCUCUGUGUAUAGAACUAUGUUUUGACAUAGAGUAUUGCUACAUGUGGGAACAUGAUGGAACAUCAUGCAUACUCUAUGCUGAUUGUGGACUUACUCUUUCUUGCUCAACAUCUUUCACUCUGGACUUUAGUCACAAAACGUUUACGAGAACAUGUCUGGAAAAUUGUGGAGACCCUCAGGUACCUGCAAAUGGAAAUGUUACAUACCUAGACACAACGGAUGGGUCAGUAGCAUAUUUUUACUGUAAUGAAGGGUUUGUUGAGGUAACAGGUUCGAACAACCAGACUUGUCAGUCAAACGGCACGUGGUCAUUACCCCAGCCAUUUUGUGAACCGAACGAAACAACAACAACAUCAACCACAACGGUUACUACCACUACUACACUACCUCCAACCACAACAACAUCAGUAACAACAAUAGCUCCUACCACAACUCCAAAACCAACAACAACAACUACUACUACUUCUACCACACCGAUUCCGACGACGACGACACCUUCAACUGCGGCUACGUCAUCAACGUCAUCGUCAACCUCCGCCCAGGUUAUGACGUCAUCAGCUACAUCAAGACCAACACAUACCAUAACUGCUCCAAAAAUAUACAUCAUGUCCUGCAUAUGCUACGAAAAUAAAACUUUUACGGGAAAGUCGAAUGAAGAAAUUAUUGAAAUACUGAUAAAAGAGACGGAGAUUAACACGAAAAAUACGUCACUAGCACUUAAUAAACUUAAAAGUAGAGAAGAUCACCGACCGACCUCUCAAGUGAUAGGAUAUACCGGUUUGUGCUUCCUGAUUAUAGCAUUCUGCUGUAUCAUUGGGUCAGACGCUUGCAUUAUUGUAGGAAAACUGAAGGAAAUUAUUCAGAAGUCGAAUAAUUAAUCAUGAACAAAGUUAUCAUGUUUUAAUUGCAGCAUUUUAAUUACAUAAUUAUAAUAUAGCAAUGCCAAUGCCCUGAUGCGUCCCGAUUCCGUUGUAGGUAUACAAGAGUUGUUUUUUCAUCCAUUUUUAUGCUCCCCGAAAAAGUUCGGGGGAGCAUAUAGUCGUCGGAUUGUCCGUCCGUCCGUCAGUCCUUCCGUCCGUCAGUCCGUCCGUACGUACGUCCCGAAUUCGUGUCCGGCCCAUAACUUUGUUAUUUGAAGUCGGAUUUUAAAACUAUUUCACAGAAAUGAUCACCAUAUUUAGACGACGUGUCGCGCGCAACAUUUGGGUCGCUACCUUGAAGGUCAAGGUCACAGCAUGACCUUGAAGCAAAAUAGUGUCCGGUCCAUAACUUCAUUAUUUGAAGUCGGAUUUUAAAACUAUUUCACAGAAAUGACUACCAUAUUGAGAUGACGUGUCGCGCGCAACAUUUAGGUCGUUACCUUGAAGGUCAAGGUCACAGCAUGACCUUGCAGCAAAAUCGUGUCCGGCCCAUAACUUCGUUAUUUGAAGUCGGAUUUUAAAACUAUUUCACAGUAAUGAUCACCAUAUUGAGACGACGUGUCGCGCGCAACAUUUGGGUCGCUAUCUUGAAGGUCAAGGUCACAGCAUGACCUUGCAGCAAAAUCAUGUCCGGCCCAUAACUUCGUUAUUUGUAGUCAGAUUUUAAAACUAUUUCACAGAAAUUAUCACCAUAUUGAGAUGACGUGGCGCGCGCAACAUUUGGGUCGCUACCUUGAAGGUCAAGGUCACAGCAUGACCUUGCAGCAAAAUCGUGUCGGGCCCAUAACUUCGUUACUUGAAGUCGGAUUUAACAACUAUUUCACAGAGAUGAUCACCAUAUUGAAUCGACGUGUCGCGUGCAACAUUUGGGUCGCUACCUUGAAGGUCAAGGUCACAGCAUGACCUUGCAGCAAAAUCAUGUCCGGCCCAUAACUUCGUUAUUUGAAGUCAGAUUUUACAACUAUUUCACAGAAAUGAUCACCAUAUUGAGACAAUGUGUCGUGCACAACAUUUGGGUUGUUUUUACACUUUGAACUUUGUCUGUGACAUAACUCUGACACUACAAGAGGUAUACCUUCCUGUGUCCAAAACCUAUUCGGGAAGCAUCACCCGGUUCAACCGGCUCUUGUAUUACUUAUUUAUAUUUUCGAUUUAUUAUUUAUUUUGCAAUAACAAUUUACAGCGUACUUAUCAUUCGUAAGGAUUUAGCUGCUUCAAAGCAAGUGAUUCAAAACAACUGUAUUCGACUUUUACUGAACUAAAUCUGCCCUUUAGUUUCUUUUUACUGCAUUAACUCUGAUACGAUAUGAAUAAUGCAUCAUCAGCAUAAACAACACAUUUUGUGAAUUAAACAAUUAUACUCAAAGU
Messenger RNA from Ruditapes philippinarum (Manila clam), 2619 nucleotides. RefSeq lists its product as uncharacterized. The coding region runs from base 1 to 1209 and encodes 402 amino acids. NCBI's taxonomy places the organism in Eukaryota, Metazoa, Mollusca, Bivalvia, Venerida, Veneridae. The record is from RefSeq and is a predicted model, not a curated record. The transcript has 5 exons.